AUGUUUACAUCAACAAGCGAUAACUGUUCCCAUGGAGAACAACCCGUUUUAUUUCAAAUUGAAAUCGAUACUCGUUUAGAUACAAAACCAUAUUCCGACAUCUUUCAUGUGAGCUAUUUCCAAGAUGCGGAAGAAGAAGUUUUGAUAAUGCUAGGAGCCAUAUUCAAAAUCCACGAUGUAGCCUUCGACGAUGAAGAAAAGAUUUGGGUUAUAAAACUGACUAUGUGCCGAGACAACGAUCAUGAACUAAAACAUGUUUUUGAUUCCUAUAAGAGAGAUUUAGAAGAAGCUAAUCUUGUUUCACUAGGAAAACAUUUAUAUCAUAUGAACGAACUAGAUAAAGCCGAAGUUAUGUUCAGACGUCAUUUGGAUAUCGAUUCAGCUGAAGGAGGCGCGUAUACCGGAUUGGGCAUGAUCGCUUAUCGAAAAUGUGAGAUAAAUUCAGCCAUUCAAUAUUACGAGCGUGCACUUGAACUUGACGCCAAAAGACUGUUACUGCAACAUCCAAACACUGCAACAAACCACUUAUAUAUUGGUAAUGCAUAUAAAGACAUGGGAGUGUUUGACACAGCUUUCCAGCAUUACUCAAUAGCUCUUGAGAUUCGACUUCAUAUUUAUGGUGAACAUCACAUAAAAGUUGCUGCAAUUUACCAAAACAUGGGUAAUUUAUAUGACGAGAAAAAAGACUAUCCAACAUCACUUGAAUACAAGCAAAAAUGCUUGAAUAUACGAGAGAAAAUAUUGCCAAAAAUGCAUCCUGGUUUGGCGUUAAUCUGCAGUUCUAUUGGUACAACAUAUUCAAAUAUGUUAAACUAUGAGACAGCUCUUAUGUACGCAAUAAAAGCACAUGAAAUACAGAAGAAAAGUCUCCCAUCGUAUCACGUUCAUUUAGGUAUAAGCCAUAAUAACAUCGGAUAUUUGAAUCUGAUGUUAAACAACAAUGAUGAAGCGCUGAAGAAUUUGAACAUUGCACUGAGUAUUGAUCAAGUUGCUCGCUCAAAAAAAGAUCCUCAUUUUGCAACAACUUACCAGCGUAUCGGCAUGGUGCAUGAAAGAAAAAUGGAAUAUCCAUUGGCGCUUGAAAACUAUUUACAAGCUAAAGAAAUCCUAAACAGUUCAAACGUUUCAAAAUCACAUGUUGCUGACGUGCAAGAAGACGUUUUGCGGUUGAGAGAAAUUCUCAAAAGAUAA
Messenger RNA from Didymodactylos carnosus, 1191 nucleotides. Lineage: Eukaryota; Metazoa; Rotifera; Eurotatoria; Philodinida; Philodinidae. The record is from the annotation of a GenBank genome assembly.